AUGCACUCGAGUUCAGCGGCCGACGGUGGCCAUUCUUCAACUCAACCAAAAAAUCGGAACACAGACGAACAUUAUGACAACAUAGCACGAAUCGUAGAUCAAUCUAUAACAAAUGCAAAUCGAAUACUCGAUACACUAGGAACAAAAAAAGAGAAUAUCAACAAAAAAGCACGUGGUAAAAGAGGACCAGUACCUGAAUCGAAAUGUUCCUUAGCUUCAACAAGCAGCGCUGUUGGUUCACAAUCUACUUUUUCCGGGCCUUCUACAAGAGGUUUUCAAAGUUACGUGGAUACUCCGUCACGGCUAAGGUCGUAUUCAAAGUCAAAGAAGUCAGAAAAUAAUGACAUGGUGCCCCAGUGUUCUUGUAAAAGAGGAAGGGAAGAAUGCACUUGCAGGGAAAUUGAACUCCGUUACGCCGAUGCUUUGGCGAAAUGGGCAUCAUCUUCUAGAACAGUUACCCCAAAUCGUGGUAACGUGUCGUCAAGAAGCAGAAACAAUACGACGUCUCACAUAUCAAUGUCUUCUGUUUAUCGCUCUAGCGCCGGUUCUUCAGCCGAAUUUUCGGAACCAUCGAAUUCUUCGCGAUAUAUAACGUUGAAAAAACCACGACGACGGAAACUUCCAUAUCGCCGAGAAAAACCGAGACAUACACACACCGACAAAAAAGCCUCACAAACUCAUGUUUCAAAUAAAGAGGAAGAAGGGAAGGUUAUCGAGGAGCAGAAACAUCUCACGAGUGAUAACGCUAAAUGCAGAACUUGUAUAACUAUUACACAUGCGAAUAACGUCUAUAUCAAAUGUCGUUGCGGACAUACUUGUCACCAACAAAAAGGUGCAUCAAUCAAAUUUUCUCUGGGAAAAGAAGCAAAGCAUCCAUUGGUUGUACCAUCGUCACCAAAAAAGCCUGCAGCAAAGGAAAAGAAGAAAACUUCAUUUGGCACAGACAGUGAGAAAAAAACAGAAACAUCGUUACAUACAGCUCGAUGCUACAGUAAACGUGUCGCAACAUCUCCAAAGAAGAAAUUUAAAAUAGUGAAUCCGGAAAUUCUUAGUAGUCCUGCUACUGACCCAAGACUGCACACACCAAGAGUGUCUACUAGUGAAAAAUUAAGAAGAGAUUUCUGUCGUCGUACAUUCGAAUCAGAAAUGAAUCAUGAAAAACCACCAAGCACAACGAAACAACCAGCAGUUCCUGCGAAACCGAGAUCAUCUCGUUCGCGUACUCCUCGUGGAUAUAGAAGAGACUCUCGUAGUGAAUCCAGUAGAAGAGAACCGGAUCUGCAUACGGCUCGUUGCAGAACACCGAAGAAAUCUGGGCGAGGUCGAAGCGAACAUGUGCGCAAAGGACGAACUCCGAGAGGUUAUAAAGGCAAAUCAGAGGACUCCUCCAUAAGGACAGCAAGAGCUCAAACUCCUAAACAGAAAUCAGAUGGUUUGAAAUUUGAUGCGACAUUCCGUGUAAAUGAUCAGGAAACCAACGAGCUCCAUACUCUCAUAAUUAAAGCAGAUAUACAAGGCAAGAAGAUCAAGAAGCUCAUAAUGAAUGGAAAGACGUGCAAGGUCUGA
This is a messenger RNA of Necator americanus (New World hookworm), 1566 nucleotides long. RefSeq lists its product as uncharacterized. Lineage: Eukaryota; Metazoa; Nematoda; Chromadorea; Rhabditida; Ancylostomatidae. The transcript has 15 exons. Bases 1 to 1566 code for a protein of 521 amino acids. The record is from RefSeq and is a predicted model, not a curated record.